Molecule: messenger RNA, 2929 nt
Organism: Dicentrarchus labrax (European seabass)
Lineage: Eukaryota; Metazoa; Chordata; Actinopteri; Moronidae
Gene: trmt2b
Product: tRNA methyltransferase 2 homolog B
Exons: 2
Coding region: 206-1693 (495 amino acids)
Biological process (GO): RNA processing
Molecular function (GO): tRNA (uracil(54)-C5)-methyltransferase activity, S-adenosyl methionine-dependent
Source: RefSeq, a predicted model, not a curated record
GCGAGACGCUCUCUGACUCGUAAAUACCACGUCAUGUCAUUGGAUUGAACCUUCAGCGUGCGCUUGACAUCCGGAUAAAAGUGCAUCGUUAAAACGUGAUAUAGAAAGGAACAGGUGGUAGUUUUAAUAUAUUCAGCGUCUCCGUGAUACUAGCUGGCACUUGCAGCAUCCUCAGACACACCAUUAGACCUGAAAGAAAGUCAGAAUGGCUUUGACAGCUACAUGCAGCAGGUCAGGCUUUGUCAAACGCAAGUUUCUGUAUUGGAGGCAAACCAACAGUCUGUUGUUUUCAACUAAUGACUCUAUUGUAGCUGACCGAGGGAAGCCCUCAUCAAAGAAACGGUGGAGAAAAUGUCCCCAGAAACCUCCCUGGACUGAUCCUCUGUCCUGGAAUGAGAGGCUGGCUGAUGUGGUCACCCCUCUGUGGAGGCUGACUUAUGAUGAGCAACUUGAGCUCAAGCAAAAGCACCAGGAAAGGAUACUGUCUCAGCUCUGUGGUUAUCUCUCAGGGGAUUUACAUUCACAGCCCCCAUCACCUGUCAGAAGUAAACUCCGAUUUCCUGUCCUGACUGUCCUGCCGUCGCCAGUUAGAGAUGGCUAUCGCAACAAAUCUACGUUUUCUGUCAACAGAGGCAUGGACGGAAAUCCAAAAACAGUUGGAUUUUACGUGGGCACAAACAGGAUGGGAAACAUUGUCUGCGUCAACGGAGACCACCUGCUCAACAUGCCUGAGAAGCACAAACUGGUAGCCAGGUGCUACCAGGAAUUCAUCCGCCUCUCUUCCCUGGAGCCGUGCCUGCUGUUCCACACUGGGGGCCACUGGAGGGAGAUCACCGUGAGGACCAACACGAAGGGCCAGACCAUGGCUAUAGUGUACUUUCAUCCCCAGAUGCUCACCCCAGAAGAGGUGGCAGUCCACAAGGCUGAACUGGUGGAUUACUUCAUGCGGGGGCCUGGGUCAGUCUGUGAGCUGGACUCACUGUUCUUCCAGGAGAGCACCAUGACUCGCUGCACUCAUGAGGAAUCCCCCUACGAGCUCCUGCAUGGUCAACCACACAUAUACGAGGAGGUGCUGGGCUUCAAGUUCCGCAUUUCUGCCGAUGCCUUUUUCCAGGUGAACCAGGCAGCUGCUGAGGUGCUGUAUGGCAAAGUGAGAGACUUGUGCGUCCCAAACCAUGAGGAAGGUGAAGGGAGAACAAAAGUGGGUGGUACUCUCCUAGAUGUGUGCUGUGGCACAGGUGCCAUUGGUAUUACUACAUCACCCAGAGUGGACAGAAUUAUUGGUAUAGAGCUCAUUGAACAGGCAGUGGAAGAUGCUAGACACAACGCAGCUCUCAGUAAUGUACUGAACUGUGAGUUUAUCCCCGGGAAGGCUGAGGUGGUGCUUCCUCGCCUUAUGUCUCAGUUGAGCUCGGCCGGUGGAAGCGUUGUGGCAGCUGUGGUAAACCCUGCUCGAGCUGGCCUGCACCAUAGUGUCGUCCAAGCUUUACGAAACCAAACUUCUAUCCGCAGGCUGGUCUAUGUUUCCUGUAAACCGGAUGGAGAAGCUAUGAGGAACUUCAGGGAGCUUUGUUGUGCUCCUGACCCACGGAAGAAACUCACAGGAGAGGCAUUUUCUCCAACUCUGGCUGUGCCUGUGGAUAUGUUCCCACAUACUCCUCACUGCGAACUGGUGCUACUUUUUGAGAGGUAGCAGAUUCUUUUUAUUCAGAGGAACCCUUCAACAACUACUCUGCUUUAGAAGGCUAACAAGGAGUUGAAUAAUGAUAAUGAUAAUGCAUCUACAAUAAACUUACAUCCAUGGUACACCCACACAGGUUAACUAUGGGUGGAGGAUUAGGUUUUAGAUUGAGUAGACCUCCUAUAAGGAUUGUGAAGUAGGUCUGAUUGAUUAAUCUAUUAAUUCUUUUGAUUAAUCAUUUGGCGUAUAAAAUAUCAGAAAAUAAACCCUGCAACGAACACUACUCUUGUAAAGCUUAAAGGAUAUGACUGUGUCAAAGAGAUGUUCAUUUGAUUGUGUGGUAUUCUUUGUUUCCACAUGUAACUAAAUCUCACAAGAUUUGAAUCUGGAAACCUCUCAUAGUGCAUCUCUUUGUCUGCCAUGUGGUAGCUAUAUUUGUGCAGUAGAGGGUGCCAUUAAAUCUAGCAAAUAUCCCAUUCACUCCAGUUUAUUAAAGAUCAUAUCAAGACAAGUUUACUGUAUGAGUGUAUGGGUUUUUUCCCCUCAGAGUUUACUACAGUUUAUGUGAUCAUACAUUGGAACAAGAUUGCUUUGGCUCAUGGGAUGUUAUUUUAUCUCUUGAGUGACUUAAUGGGAUGAUGAUACGCAUGCAUAAAAAUGUGAAGGCUGUGCCAGCAAUUUAACCAACAUUUUGAACAGAUGUGAAUAUAUAACAGGUAAGUAUCUUUUUUAUUGUGGGAAAGUGUCCUGUAUCUACCAAAAGGAGCAGAGUUGGACACAACCAUGUCAGACUAGACUUGUUUUUGUAAUAUUUAACUGAAGCUUACAAAACUGCAAAAUUGCUGUUUAAAAGGCACGCUGUCUGUACUAUUUUGGAAAUGGCUGACAUGCCAGACCAGUGGGGUUAAAGGGUAAAAUCAUGACUCACACAAAAAUAUGAAGGCUGUGUCAGGGUUUCCAGAAAGACUGGGAAAUUAAGUUGUUUCACCCCUACAGCACUGCCAGGGUGCUGGCAACGAGCAGUUGCAUAUUUUACUCCUUUGUGCUUCUGUUGUGGCAAACUUGACAUAACCAAAAUGUUAAAAGGUAAUGCUUCCACAACAACCACACAUUCCCCUUUGACUGCGCAACCAGUGAGUUUGGCUGCAAGCUCAAUCUCACCUCCACCUUCAUAGACCUCAUGUGCUCCCUAGGUUGGGCCAAGGAGGGUGUUAGGUUGAGAAAUAAAAAUGAUUUCUUGCAUGGUGA